This is a messenger RNA of Pomacea canaliculata, 4897 nucleotides long. RefSeq names its product junctophilin-1-like. The record is from RefSeq and is a predicted model, not a curated record. Gene Ontology annotation, cellular component: endoplasmic reticulum membrane; junctional membrane complex; plasma membrane. Lineage: Eukaryota; Metazoa; Mollusca; Gastropoda; Architaenioglossa; Ampullariidae.
GAGAGUUAGUAAUGAGGGUGGGGUGUUUGGUCGAGGGGGUUAAACCGGCUCGUGCGUGCAAGAGAGAAGAGCCGACGAACACGGCGGCAGCACAGCACAGCCAGCACAGCAGUGUACAGCACCGCGCCGCACGUCGCUGUUGCUGCUGCUGCUGCAACACGCCCGCACGGAGCUGCUGGCUUCUCUCCCUGCAACCUGCUCCGUCUGCCCAGUCGCCUGCUGCUGCAACAGCUGCUGCUACUGUCGUGUUCUCUCUCUCUCCCGCUCGCACGCGCGCGCGUUGGCCUGCUGACGACGGCGCUGUGUCGGGGACUGCGUUACUAACCUGCGUGUGCACAACGGUAUGGUGGCGGUCACCUGAACACAGGGUGGGGUUGGUGGGGGUAGGGUUGUGAAUACGCACACCAUCACGCACGCAUGCAUGCACAUCCCCCACCCCCACCAACACACACUGUCAGCACGUGCGUGGCAGCCCAAGCGGUUUAGCUAGUCGUGACUUGCAUCCCUCCAUCGCAUACGUAGUACAUCAACCCUCGUCUGUGUUGCUGCAUCGCCUGCUGCUUGCUGCUGCUGCUGCUGCUGCCGUGUACCGCAAGCGUCAGUGAGACUGACUAGGCAAAUCCUUACUAAAUGUACGCUGGCUGGCUGGCUGGCUCAGCUGCCCUUGUGUUUCGUUUCUUCGUCGUCGUGCUAGCAGCCUGGCAUACUACCCGUUCGUUGAAGGAGUUCUCAACAUCCCUGCCCUCCCUAACCCCCGCAACAACACAUCGUCGACGGCGGCAUUCUGGAUGUGUGUGUGUAUGUGUGUGUGCGCGCGCGCGGCGCGGAUGUGUGUGUGUGUCGUCGCUUCUUCAUCGUCUGACGAAGCCGGGGUCUUCUGUCGUGCUGAUGCCCUUCCACGGCCUGGGGUCAAGGUCGCGGCAACGAUUGGCGUGGCGGCCAUCUAGCUUCGGGAGUGUCACGUUCGAAGCAGUGCCCACGGUGUGAAGCUUUUUCUUUUUUUUUUUUCCAAUCGCCAUCCAUCCCCCAACCCUCGUGUUGGCGGUGGGAGGGGGUUCACGUGCACACACGAGUGGCCAGUGCGUGUGUCGGUACCCUCCCCUUCCCCCCCAACCACCAAAAGUGUCUCCGCUUCACUGGAGGAGGAACCCAGCCUGCUUGUGGAUGCACCAUGUAGUGUGUUUCCACGACUGUCGUCGAUGUGUUAGCCAGCUCGUCGAUCGUUCUGCUACUGUCAGUAGCUAGGUGAGACCUCCCACCCGUGUUUUCUUCCCUGUGCACCUGGUCUUUCACGCAAUCUUCGGUCGUCGUCGUCGUGGUGGUAGUGUCAUCAUCGACUGACUUUUGUCUGGCGACACGUGACCAGUCCAGCAAUACUAGUCGCCGGUGGUGUUGUAUGGAUCGUGUUGUGUGUCACCACCAGCAAGGUUCAGCCACCCUGCACUCAUCUUUCGCUGUGAUUCGGAAUUACAACCUGAGCACCGACCCGGAGCAAGCUUCGUACAUUACACACACAGCAGCAUCAUCCUCCCAUUUCCGCUCAGGCCAUGAUCAACAAGGGAGGAGCAUGUAUGUUUGCCCACAGCUGAACGAGUGAGUCGCAAAAGUCUGGCGGCGGUUUGAGUGCCCCCCCCAAUCAGCUUCACUCAGUCGCCAGAACCUGAUACCAAAGGAAUAGUAAGCCGGGUAGCUCACAGGUAGGGAUUUGCUUCCAGACUUUCGGAGUGCGUAGGGGUCACCUUGCACAGCGCGAGACUGCAGCCGCGAGAGGGAGGAGACUGUUGACGUCAAGGAGAAAACAAGCCGAAGAUCGAGGAAAAAAAAAUUUUCACCGAGAGCAGCUAGAAAAAAUUUACUAAUAAUCUCCCGAUCCGUUGCUGUCAGAUCCAGCUUGGUGCACGACUUUCUUGUAGACUUGUCUGCUGUUGGAAAGUUUUUCUGUUCAUUUUUUUUUUCAAUUGCCGUACCGACAUGACGUCACGACAGCACGUGACUCAAAGGGCGCCGUGAGUAAGACGCGUCGUGAUCGUGGUCGUCGUCGCCGUCGCCGCCUCCAGACCGGAAGUGGAAGACGUUACGGCCACAAGGCUUGGCGUCGUCAGGUUGCUUGGUGGACAGGACACGCGCGCCAUCACGAGGACAAGGGGCACGCGGGGGCCAAGGCCAAGGCCGUUCAUCUCCUGCACGGUGAGCUGGGAAAUGCUGGAGAAGAGCCUCGUAGCGCGUGAGCGGUUGUCAUGACGACGGGCGGAGGGCGUUUCGAUUUCGACGAUGGCGGAACAUACUGUGGAGGGUGGGAGGACGGAAAGGCCCAUGGCCACGGUGUGUGCACUGGCCCCAAAGGGCAAGGCGAGUACGCCGGCGCCUGGCAGUACGGCUUUGAAGUGUCUGGAGUGUACACCUGGCCGUCAGGUAACGCCUACAAGGGCCAGUGGUUCCAGGGCAAGCGUCACGGGCUGGGCGUGGAGACCAAGGGACGCUGGUUGUACCGCGGAGAGUGGACACAGGGCUUCAAGGGACGCUAUGGAGUGCGCCAGUCCACCACUUCCGGUGCACGCUACGAGGGCACGUGGACUACGGGGCUGCAAGAUGGCUACGGCUGCGAGAGCUACGCUGACGGAGGAUACGGAGGCUCGGAGGGGUCAGCUGGAGGCACUUACCAAGGCCAAUGGUACCGAGGUACCCGGCAUGGCUACGGGGUGCGCCAGAGCGUGCCGUACGGCCUGGCCUCCCACUACCGGCCCAAGGCCAUGCGCGCCUCUCUGACGUCAUUACGCAGCGAGAACGAGGACGAGAUGGUGGUGAAGAACCGCGACAAGAAACUGGACGAGAGCCGCGGAGGGUUCGUGUUGAAGGCCCGCAGCGACGAGACCCCCCCGCAGCGCCGCCGCUCCAUCUUCGACAAGCAAGGCCGCUCCAGCCUGCGCAAGAACAUCCUCGUCACCCUCAAGCUGAAGAAGCAGAAGUCGACGGGCGACAUCAACGACUCGCCCAAGCGGCAAACAGGGUCCGUGCGCUCCACCAUCUCCAACAUCUCCCACGCCUCGGCCGACUCCACGCAGUCGGGGUUGACGUCGGCGUCUAUGUACACGGACUCGAACCUCAGCUUCGUGUCGCAGGAUGACAUCACGGACGUCAACGUGACGGAGACGUACAUGGGCGAGUGGAAGAACGACAAGCGGUCCGGCUUCGGCAUCAGCGAACGCUCGGACGGCCUGAAGUACGAGGGCGAGUGGUACAACAACCGCAAAUACGGCUACGGGGUCACGACCUUCAAGGACGGCAGCAAAGAGGAGGGCAAGUACAAGAACAACGUCAUCAUCUCGUCCGGCAAGAAGAACAAGCUCUUUCUCAUCCGGACCUCCAAACUGCGCGAGCGGGUGGACAACGCCGUGCUGGCCGCCCAGAGAGCCGCCCAGAUCGCGCUGCAGAAGGCGGACAUCGCCAUCACCCGAAUGGCAAACGCGCGUGCGAAGGCGGAGCAGGCUGACCUGGCGGCGGAGAAGGCGCAGCAGGACAGUGACGUGGCGCGACUCAAGGCCAAGGAGUACGCCCCGGAGUUUCACCAACCAGGUACGGACAUUAUCAAAAAGCAUCUGGCCGAACAAGAAGGAAACUAUGACUUUAGCCACCUAACAGGGCUGACAGCCAAUCAUGCCCCCUUCCGGUCCAAAUCUCUUCCACAGCAUCAGGUGCACCAUGACCCCAUGGCGUACGACCCACAGUAUGCAUCCAUGACCUCCAACCCCAACCAGCCGGCCUCUCCUUCGCGAUCCAACGACUACAGCCACGUCAACGCGGGUGGAGGCUUCGGGUUGGGGUCAAGUUUAGGGCAGCACAAUGCCCUUCCUGGGAACGACUUAGGAGGCAGUGGUGGUGGCGGGAUGAGGGCGCAGCAGACCAAUCAGCAAAUAGCCACCAGCGGCCACAACCGUUCGCCCUCGCUCAAGGUUCGACGCUACUCUUUUCUAGCUGGCUCGCGCCGAGGCCGGGGCUUCUCGGAAAUCUUCAACUCCACCAUUCUCUCUGACCACUUUGCCCAGUACACCAACGACCGCGACGACUCGGGGCUGGGCCGUGACGUGCUCGACGACGUCGACGGUUCCACUCCUACCAGCACCAUCAGCAAUCAUCUGCACGCGCGGCGAAGUGUGGGAGGCAACCCACACGGCAAGGACACCUCUCCGGACUCUGGGGUGUCGGAGUCCAUGGAGGACAACUCCAAGUUGCGCUCCCUGUCGCGCCGUCGCACCCUGCCUUGCAUCGUGGAUGGCCAGGGAGGAGGGGCAUCGGGACACGCCAAGGCAGUGGGGCACGUGGCGAAGGAGCAGACGACGGCGCAUUCCAGCGAGGAUCUGGCGGCCCGCGCCGUCAACCCCGACACCUACAUCAUCGAGAACGGCAUCCGCAAGCGCGUGCGCGCUGAGGUGCACCAGGUGCAGGCGGACAAAGCCAUGCCGCCGCGGCUGCCGCGGGAAUUUCGCAUCGACAACAGCUCCCCGACGCGAGAGGCGCGCGCGCGGGGCAGCUUACCCGACCUGAAGAACGUGACGGGUGUCAAGCCUAUGUCGCGGGUGGAGGCAUACCGCCUCAGUACCGAGCGACGGGAAGAGUUACGCCGCUUACAGGACCUGGCGGAGAGAAGACGCCACGGGGACGUGGGGGUCAUACUGGGCGACGUCAAGGACUGGUGCCAAGAACGGCAACUCCUGGUGCUGGUGAUCGCGGUCAACUUGAGCCUGGCCACCAUGUUUUUCCAUCUCUUAUCGUGAGCUGCGCCCCUCCGCUCUCUCACUCUCUCUCAAGGUCGUGCUGCCCACCUGUCGCCCGAGGGGCCCGUGAUGUGCAGUGUCCUCCCGCCCUGUGUCUGGCCUCGUGAGUGGUCUGCCCAGCGACC